Bipolaris oryzae ATCC 44560 is the source of this 582-nucleotide messenger RNA. RefSeq lists its product as uncharacterized. Bases 1 to 582 code for a protein of 193 amino acids. The record is from RefSeq and is a predicted model, not a curated record. NCBI's taxonomy places the organism in Eukaryota, Fungi, Ascomycota, Dothideomycetes, Pleosporales, Pleosporaceae. The transcript has 3 exons. Gene Ontology annotation, biological process: regulation of DNA-templated transcription.
AUGCCACCCAAGAAGGACACUUCCGGCGGAGAAGCCAACGAGCUUCUCGUAGGCUUCACUGACAAGGAGACUAAGCUUAUUGCCGCCGCGUUCCUGAGCUCCACCGGCCCUGACAAGUUCGACUAUGAGACCAUGGCCGCCCUCACCAAGAACACAGCUGGCUCGCUCAAGAAAAUGUGGCCUCCCGUCAAAAGAAAGGCAAUGGAGAGCCACCCAUCCUUUGCCAAGUUGCUCGGCCAGUCUAACGGCGACGCUACUGCUGCAUCUAGUACCUCUGAAGCACCAAAGCUUACCGCAGCUCCCAAGUCCAGGAAGCGCAAACCUGCAGAUGAGGCGUCUGAGGAAACCACAAAGUCCGAACCCGACAGCUCGGAGCCUGACAAGAAGCCAGCCAAGAAGAAGGCUACUACUGCUGCUGCUGCUACUGCUGCUGCGACGAAAAAGGGUCGCGGCCGUCCGAAGAAGCAGGCCAAGAUUGAGAUUACGGACGAGGAAAACUCCGCUGACGGUGGCGAUGGCCGUGGUGAGUUUACAAAGAAGAAAGCCGUACAGCGCUGGCUGCGGAGUACUGACUACGAGUAA